Perca fluviatilis (European perch) is the source of this 3345-nucleotide messenger RNA. RefSeq names its product Golgi phosphoprotein 3-like. The transcript has 5 exons. Gene Ontology annotation, cellular component: Golgi cisterna; cytosol; trans-Golgi network. NCBI's taxonomy places the organism in Eukaryota, Metazoa, Chordata, Actinopteri, Perciformes, Percidae. Gene Ontology annotation, molecular function: phosphatidylinositol-4-phosphate binding. The record is from RefSeq and is a predicted model, not a curated record. Gene Ontology annotation, biological process: retrograde vesicle-mediated transport, Golgi to endoplasmic reticulum; Golgi vesicle budding; Golgi organization. The coding region runs from base 211 to 1089 and encodes 292 amino acids.
GUCGACGUCACUGCCACCAUGUUGGAUCAGGAAGUGGGUAGAGCCGAAGCAGGAAUCCCGAGCUGAGCUUAACGUCAACGGCAGUGUUUACUCGAUCGGUCGACCGUUUCACCGUUCUCACCUUUAACAUUCAAGUUACAUGCUGCGUGGCUUUCUGGCUGGUCGAGGUAGGCGCUUUUCUUCGGAUUUGAUCGUUUUGCAGCACCAGCUAUGGCCUCGACUGUCACGCAGAGAACCUCGGGCCUCGUCCAGCGGAGGACCGAGGCCAUUCGCAGCGCCGCCGUCGACAGGGAGUCCGGCGGAGAGGAGGACGAGGCACGCCGCGAGGAGGAGGAGGACGACGACAAGGGGGACUCGAAGGAAACCAGGCUCACACUGAUGGAGGAGGUGUUGCUCUUGGGCCUCAAGGAUCGAGAGGGCUACACGUCUUUCUGGAACGACUGCAUCUCCUCCGGUCUUCGCGGGUGUAUGCUGGUCGAGCUGGCCCUCAGAGGAAGGUUACAGCUGGAGGCCUGCGGUGUGAGGAGGAAAAGCCUGCUCUCGAGGAAGGUGAUCUGCAAGUCAGAUGCCCCAACAGGAGAUGUGCUACUGGACGAGGCUUUGAAGCACAUUAAAGAAACCCAGCCUCCAGAGACUGUCCAGAGCUGGAUAGAGCUGCUGAGUGGAGAAACCUGGAAUCCCCUGAAGCUGCACUACCAGCUGAGAAAUGUUAGAGAACGUCUGGCAAAAAACCUGGUAGAGAAAGGUGUCCUCACCACAGAGAAACAGAACUUCUUGCUUUUUGACAUGACCACACAUCCGCUCACAAACAGCACCAUAAAACAGCGCCUCGUUAAGAAGGUCCAGGAGUCCGUUUUGGAGAAGUGGGUCAACGAUCCCCACCGCAUGGACAAGCGAGUGCUGGCCCUGAUCCUUCUGGCCCACUCAUCCGACGUUCUUGAGAAUGCCUUCGCCCCACUCCAAGACGACCAGUACGACCUGGGCAUGAAGAGAGUCCACACCCUGCUGGAGCUGGAGCCGGAGAAAGAGAGCACAAAGCCCAACGUCAACGAACUUAUGUGGGCUGUUGUGGCUGCAUUUACUAAAUGAAAACACCUGUACGAUGGACUGGAAGAUCUGGCUAUGGUCUGUGUUAUUUAAUUGGUUGAAGGACUUCACUUAUUGAGACAGACUUCACUUAAAUGAGACAAUCUUUUUUUGGUUGGGGAGCCUGUUUGAACAUCUAUUCCGGAUGACAUUUUUGGUGGCAGUCCAUAUUAACCCAUUGCAGUCUAAUUGGUGGUGGGCUUCACCAAGUAACAUUUGGUUGGUUGGAACAGUCUCUUAAUGAAAAAAGACUGGCUGCUUUCACACAGUGAGGUAUAUUAUCUGCUGCUGCGAGGCUGGAUAUUCUUGUCAACACUACGAACAGAUGGGUUUCUGUUAAUGUUAGAUGACAUCAGAACAGAGCAGGUAGCAGCAGUAGUCAUGGUGAAUAUGAAGAUUUUGACUGGGGCCAAGUUUACCUUCUUCACUAUGGAAACAUCAUCUCUACAUUACCACAAGAUCGGGCCAGAAUCAAAUCCUGGUCUCGUCUCCAUACUCUCCCACAUGCUUAUGCAAGGAUAAAGGAUAGCAAGUCACACUGCUACUGAUGCUCUUUGCACCCAUGCAGGUCUACUGCUUCCCCCUAUUCAUUCCCUCUUGUGGUGGGAGUACAUGCUUUAGGGUUACUGUUAGAAUAGACUACCUGAACGUUUUACUGAGUCACUUUGUCUUCUCAUUCAAUUUCAUAAAAUGUCCUGCUUUCUUCGUCAUUACAUUUUGAGGAACAAUGGAGGACACAAACACUUGAUCGCCUGCAUAAUUACGAGUGAGCUGGGUAAUUUGGCCCUCAUAGCUUCUGACCUAAAUGAAGAAUUAAACCUUGAGUCUAAUUAAACUCUAUAUUUUUAGUUGCAAUGGGUCCAUUCUGUGUUCAUAGAAUGAGACUAGUCUUCCAUUUCUAUUUAUGUUGCUAAUCAAUGCUUGGAGUAGCCUGCCAUUUAUCAACUAUUUUGCACAGUCAAUAGCCAUGUAGGUAGGAUCGUACUUUUAGGGAUCUUUCUUGGGUUGAGUAACACACUUGAUGAGAUUGAAGAUUAUGAACCUUAGCAUCUAUGGUUAAAAAAACUCACUUGUUUUGUAUAUGACUAUUGAUCUUUACGAAUACUUUAAAAUCAUUCCUCUGGACAUGUAAAAAACAUCUACUCAUAUUUUUAAGUAUGAAUUGAGAUAUAAAAAUAAAUCCGUUGUGAUUUGGAUCGCUGUGAGCAGCCUACGCAAGAUUUACUAUAGAUCAUCCCCAUUUGCUUAUACAAAUAGGGUGGGAAAUGUUAGCCAAAGGGGCUAGUUUAGUUUAGUUUAGUUUAUUCUCGUUUAUUCUCACUUGACACUAGUGGUAUCUAGUCAUGGAGGUAAUUUUGGUUUUAUUUAGGUUCUGAAAUAUGUCCCAGAGAUAUUUGCCCCGGUCUUAAUACAAUGAGGGUAAAUGGCAUUUCCUUUUAAGAUGGUCAUCAGCAGUAAAAAUUCAGAAGCAUCAUCUCUUUCUGGAGUUUCCCACUAAUCUACAAUCUUGACUGUAAACUGUUUUUCUUAGAACUACUUUACAUGAAAGAGAUUGCCCCUAUGAAAUCUGAUAACCGCAUGAUCUGAGGAUUCUCUACAUACCAACAGAAGUAAUGAGACAAUGUGUUAUGUAAUUUAGGGGAACCGACUUAAAAGUUUCGAUCUUAUACAUUGUAUCUCUCAGUUUGUAUGUUAUGUCAUAAUUAGGUGUUAUUUCUAUCUGAUAGGCCCAUGCGGGGCAUGUUUAUAUUUUUUUCCUACAUGCAGAUGAUGGGUAGGUUACUUGGACCCCCAGAUGAAUCGUUGUUAAAGACUGAAACUUUUCAACAACAUUCAAUCUAUUGGAACAAAAACUGUCUCCAGUCAUGAUUCAGUGCAGAUCUGGGAACGCUUCAAUAUAAAUGGACGACUGUAAACAUUCUGGUCUAAUGAUUGUGAUCUGUGUGUGAAGUUACAUCACCUAUUGUUUCAUGGCAUACUUCUAGUUCUGUCUUCUUUUUUUCUACCAACAAAAUACCAAUAGGUAUGAAGAACUUUAGAGAUUUGUUUAGAGCAAAGAGACCAUGCAUGCUAUUGGUGGAGGGCUGGGGUACUUGUGGAUGUAGCUAAAGAGAAAAGGCUUGUAUGUAAUUAGUCAUUUUACGUGUAUGAUCUAAUGGAAUUCAAUGAAAGGGAUCUUCUCUCCUAUCCUCUAUAAUUCUGUAUGCUUUUGUAUUACCACACAAAAUAAAGUAAGGAUCCUUUAAGUGCCUGAAUUUA